Molecule: messenger RNA, 1132 nt
Organism: Racocetra fulgida
Lineage: Eukaryota; Fungi; Glomeromycota; Glomeromycetes; Diversisporales; Gigasporaceae
Source: the annotation of a GenBank genome assembly
AUGCUAAGCCUGGUACUCAUUGGUAGUAAUCAUUCUCAUUAUAAACCUCAACGUGUUGAUGGAUUUUACGGCUACAUUAUCAUUAAGGAUGCUGAUAAAAGUUAUGUAGAUUUAGCAGAUGAUGAUGAGAAUGCUGAGGAUCCAUGCCCAUAUUGUGUACUCAUAUCAGACUGGUACCAUGCUUGGGCAAAUACAUUACUGAAUGCAUAUCAUUACUGUAAUGAUUCACCUAAAACAACUGUAGAGCCUGUUCCUCACUCCAUAGUUAUUAAUGGAAAGGGUGCAGGAAAUUGUAUGGGUGCUACACCAGUAAAUAGUGUUGUAGCACCUGAUGUUGAAGGAAUGCGCGUCAAGGACCAAUAUAAGAAUCACACCCUUUUACCUCUUAGUGUCGGACAAAGAUAUUCUGUGAUAGCUAGCACUGAUGAUAAUGAAACAAGCGAUUUUUGGAUGCGUAUUCAAACUAGUCUAUCUUGUAUUCGAAGUACUACGCCUUGUGAUGAAAAGAAAAUGCUAGUCAAAGAGAUUAGAGCAAUUGUUCAUUACGGCGAUGAAUCUGUUGAUGUACCCAAAACUGAACCAUACGUAAACGUAAAUAAUGACACAGAACUUAAAGAUAAAUUACCUUGUAUUGAUUUUGAGUAUGGUUUGUUGUCACCAGCAGAUGGAUCAAGUGCAGAAGAAAGCGAAGACAAACUAGCUUUACCUUUUGGAAUUUAUAUGACUACAAUUAACUCUACAAAGAACUAUAUAUAUACAACAUAUGGUUCAAUAGCUUUAACAUCGGAUUCAGAUCUAUUCAAAGAGUACGGUUCUCAAAUUUAUGAUCCAGAACUUAAUGUUAUAGUUUUAAAUAAUUAUGGACAGCUUAUUGAUGUUAUAAUUACCAUUGGAAUGAUGGCUCAAUUUGUUGAACUUCCACUUGAACUUCCCAACUUGGAGCCAUCAGAUGAAACUAUAUUUAUCGACAAAAUUGGCCAAACUGUAACCUUAACACCGUGGAGAGAUUUGUGUCAAGAACCGGAAUAUACAAACCCAACGGGGGAUGAGGAUUGGAAACAAUAUUGCAAUAGUUUCAUUUCCAAUGUUAAAACUACUCCAUUUUAUAAACUUUCAUUUUUAGUUAUUAUAG